UGCGCGCGCAGCGGUGGUGGCGGCGGCGCGAUCGGCCAGGCUGUAACCGUCGUCCGUCCGGGAGCGGCUGGAGCGGCAGCGGCGGCCGGGAACGGCGCGAGGCGACGCCAGCAGGCAGCGGCGGUAACGGGGCAGCGGCGGCAGCGGGGGACGCAGCGGCAGCAGCGGCAGCAGCAGCAGCAGCAGCAAGACGGACUCGUGGACACGCGCCGUCGCCGCCGCCGCCGCCGGGCCGGGCCGGGUGUCGCGCGCCGAGGCUGGGGGGAGUCGUCGCCGCCGCCGCCGCCGCUCCCGCCGCCGCCGCCGCCGCCGAGGUGACUGAGGAGAGAGGCGCCUCCUCGCUCCCGCCUCCGCCGGCCUUCAAUGCCCAGUCCCCAGCUCGCCAGCGUUUUUCGUUGGAAUAUACGUUGCACAUUUAUGGCGAUUCUGAGUGUGAGGGCAGACUUCUGCCAGGCUCAGCACAGCGUUUUCGCUGACAAGUGAGCUUGGGGGAUAUAUGUGCCAUAAUUAACAUUGCCUUGAAGACUCUGGACACCGAGACUGGCCUCAGAAGUAGUAGGCUUUUUUUUUUUUUUUAAUUGCAAGCAUAUUUCUUUUAAUGACUCCAGUAAAAUUAAGCAUCAAGUAAACAAAAGUGGAAAAGAACCUACACUUUUAACUUGUCUCACUAGUGCCUAAAUGUAGUUUAAAGGCUGCUUACAUUUUGUAUGUAGUUGGAUUUUUUGGAGGCUGAAGGUAUCCAUCUGCAGACAUUGAGGCCCAAGUUGAAUUUGGAUUGAAGUGGAUUCUGAAUACUUCUGCCUGUGUUGAAGAGAGAAGCUUCAUAAGGAAUAAACAAGUUGAAUAGAGAAAAUAGUGAUCAAUAAUAGGCAUUUUAGUGGUCUUUUUAAUGUUUUCUGCUGAGAAACAUUUCAAGAUUUAUUGAUCCCCUUUCCCCCCUGUUUUCCCUACCACAUUCACACACGCACGCUCACACUUUUUAUUUGCCAUAAUGAACCGUCCAGCCCCUGUGGAGAUCUCUUAUGAGAACAUGCGUUUUCUGAUAACUCACAACCCCACCAAUGCUACUCUCAACAAGUUCACAGAGGAACUUAAGAAGUAUGGAGUGACAACUUUGGUUCGCGUUUGUGAUGCUACAUAUGAUAAAGCUCCAGUUGAAAAAGAAGGAAUCCACGUUCUAGAUUGGCCAUUUGAUGAUGGAGCUCCACCCCCUAAUCAAAUAGUAGAUGAUUGGCUAAACCUGCUAAAAACCAAAUUUCGUGAAGAGCCAGGUUGCUGUGUUGCAGUGCAUUGUGUGGCAGGAUUGGGAAGGGCCCCUGUGCUGGUUGCACUUGCAUUGAUUGAAUGUGGAAUGAAGUAUGAAGAUGCCGUUCAGUUCAUAAGACAAAAAAGAAGGGGAGCAUUCAAUUCCAAACAGCUGCUUUACUUGGAGAAAUACCGACCUAAGAUGCGAUUACGCUUCAGAGAUACCAAUGGGCAUUGCUGUGUUCAGUAGACGUAGAGGAAGGCUGAAUGGAUCGUGGCAUUAGAGGGAACUCUUGGUACCUGGAAAUGUGAAUCUGGAAUCUUACCUGUGUCAUCAAAGUAGUGAUGGAUUCAGUACUCCUCAACGCCUAAUGAUUGAGAAGAAAGCAAAUGAUAAAGAAAUCCCUCUAUAACACGAAUAAAAUGUUUAAGAAAAGAAAAAAGAAAGGAAAAGGGAUUAAUUUAGUGAAAGAUGAUUUUGCUCCUAGUUUUGGAGUUUUGAUUUCUGCCAGGAUUGAAUUAUUUCAAAAUCCUCCUGUGUUUUUUAAACUUUUUUCAAAAUAGGUAUCUGAGGAAAACCAGCAGAAUAUUAACCAGUGUGGAGCCAGUUGUUGGGGAGCACACACUUCCAUUAUGCUUGGCACAUAGGUCUCCUUGUGGUAGGAUUUGGGGAAGGUAGAUUAUCCCCAUCUUUCUUCCUGUCCUGUCCCCCUUGCCCCACCCCCAUACAUGUAGAUGGAAUAGAAAGAAAUCCUUGUUGCUGUAGAUGUACGUGUGUCUGCAGCCUUAAGCCUACCUGGGCACUUUUAGGAAAACAACGACAAAAAACACCAAAAAGAAAAAAAAAAAACCCAAAAAAAAAGCAAGCCAAGAAAAAGCAGUGCGCAUCUGUUCUAUGAUCUAGGUGGUUGUUUAUAGUCUAGUGAUGGUGGGUGCUCACCUUAGUUCCUCUUCCUCACGUAGGCAUGGAAGGUAGCCAGGAGCGGUUUGUUUUGGUAAAUGGUGAGGAAAUGACAUCUUAAAGAGGAGUCUGUCUCCUGGAACUUAGCUGAGAGGAGAAUCCUUUCCCAAUAGUGGAAGAAGUGGGCAUCCCAGAAACUUAUUGAAGAGAUGACUCCAGGCCAUCGAUGGUCUGUCCUGGAGAGUUAGCAUGUUUCUACAACUCUAGAACUAUGGGUUGUGGAUUUGCUAUCUAACGAUGUCAUGGAAAAGCAAUAUCUUAAAAUCUGAGGGCUGAUUUCAGAAAUAGAGGAGCAACAGAACAUUCACAGUAUUUUGGUCUUAAGAAUGUCUGUGAUGGUGGUUUUCCAAAUUACUCUCUGUAUGUACAGUUAGUGUAACCACCUAUUACCUUGUUAUUACUAGAUUCUUCUGAGAUUAAAAAGGAGAAAGAAAUCACUGUCAAAACCAGCAAUAUCUAGUGAGUGUGUACCCACAGGCAAUGGCAAGCAAUAAGGUGAAUAGCAAGGGGACUCCGCUCAUGGCAUCAUGUGGGAGCAUUUUUCGGGUUCUCUGUUAAAUGUGCUGAUACAGAAAAGCUGUUUUUUCCUUACUUGCAGAAGACAGUUGACCAGGCUGCAGUGGAGAGGCAUCUCCGGGGACUCUGGCACCCUCUUCAGCUAAAUGUUCCCUACUUGACAGUGAGUGUCAAGCCCUGGGUGCAGGCCUAGAGUCUUCUUGUCCCAGUGGAAAUGUAUUGUGCAGAGCCUUAAGCUUCCUGCUUUAUUAGUACAGAUAGGCCGGUAGGAUGGACGACAUCUCAUUGAUGGUACCUCGGUGGCUGGCAGCUUUGUGAACUGCCUCUAUACUAUUGCUGGGAUUGUUCUGCUUUUAACUAAAUUCGAAUCUGUGGAGUCCUUCCUGCCUCAUCCCAGAAAAUGAAAAAUAAUGCUUUUUUGACAUUGUUUCUAGAAUUUUAAAGUGUAAAAUGAUGAUACAACCCAAAAUUCUCUUAUUUCAGAACAUGACGACAAAUAGAUUGCUUUAACAUAGACUCAAGAUCAAAAUAUCUUACCUUCUAAGUUUAGAUUGACUGUUGACUCCAGGGGUUGUGAUCAAUACCAGCAAACCCUUUUCCACUUGACAUGUUCAGAAAUUUGGUGUGUGCAUUUGUGCAUGAGCACAUGUGUUCCCGUGAGGUUAUGUGCUUGCAGGUGUCCAUCAGUCUCAAUGCCUGCCUGAGAUAGAGUUACAUUCCUGGUUCUGUGUGAGGAGAAGGGUGGAUAAAGCAACAUAAAACAGCCCUCAUAUUGUUUUAAAUAAGACUAAUGUUAACUGUUCUCAGAACUGGACUUUUUUUUUUCUCCUCAAAAUUAAAACUUUUUUUUUUCUUUUGGAUUUAAUGAAGUAUUGCUAGUGGAAGUCAGUUUGGCAUGGUGAGAGAUGUCAAACUUUUGAAAGGUGUGCAGCCUGAUUUAAAACCAAAUCCUGAACCCUUUUAAAGAACAAUAAAACAUAUUUUACAUGC
Molecule: messenger RNA, 3712 nt
Organism: Peromyscus leucopus (white-footed mouse)
Lineage: Eukaryota; Metazoa; Chordata; Mammalia; Rodentia; Cricetidae
Gene: Ptp4a2
Product: protein tyrosine phosphatase 4A2
Exons: 6
Coding region: 992-1495 (167 amino acids)
Biological process (GO): positive regulation of cell migration; protein dephosphorylation
Cellular component (GO): nucleus
Molecular function (GO): protein tyrosine phosphatase activity
Source: RefSeq, a predicted model, not a curated record